UGUCGGUUCAUCGAAGUCUUAAUAAACAUCAAAACAAAAUAAACAUAUACCUUGGCAUUGUUUUGCUGCCAAUACAACACGCAAAAUAUGACAAAAGUAUAGUUGAUAUUUAUUUUGUAUACCAUGAAAAUAAUUUAUGUUUUUCCUAUUAUUUUGCUGGUUUUGGAAUCAAGGGCUAUUGACACGCGCCAGGAAAAAAGAACAAAAAAAAGUAAAGUUUAUAGAACUUUUGAGCACGAGCACAAAUUCAAUCAGUUGGAUAGCGCAAGUAUUAAAUCUGAUCUAAAUAAAAAAGAAAAAAAAACUUUCAGCACGUUCGAAAAAACUCCAUCAAAAUAUAGCGAUAUACCUCAUAACGCAACUAAUCAAAUAACCGUAACCGCCGUAGGAAAUAGUAACAACAAUAAUUUAAGCAGAAAAGAACACACUACGAGUAAUUUUACUAACUUUAAUAACAGUUUAAGGCACAACAAUAAAAAUGAUCUUAAACCAAACAAGACUGGAUCUAAACUUAAGGAAAACAAAGGGUUUAAAAUUCUUAAAUAUAACCAAACUAACGCUGGUUUGAAGGAAGCAACACAAGGACUAGUGCAUAAAGACCUAAAAGAAACUGCAGAAGAACUUCAGAAUAGAAACAGAGAAGUGCUUCAAAAACAAAUCUUAAAUAGUUCAAUAACUAAUGUUGGCAUUCCAUUUACACUAAAUGGUAGCAGUACAAAACCCAAUUUUAAAAGUGUGAAAAAUGAUCAGAAAAACUCUAAAAAGUAUUUUAAAGCAGGUGCUUUAAUCAUUACUGAUGAUAACAAAGUUCAACAAGCAAAAUUUGUGGACCUUCAUUCAAAUAACAAAACAAAAGCAACAGCCCAAACAGUGAACAACGUAUCUUCCCAAACAGCGAGCAACGACUCUUCUGUUUCGAAAAGUAACACUUUUAAAAAUGGCGCUCAAAUUACACGUGUGCAUAAACUACAGUCUAUAAAUAACACACACCUAAAUAAGAAACCUGUUCAACGCGAAAAAAUUAUCAGAACCGUAAAAUACGAUGAGAAAGCCGAGUUUCCCAAAAGCCAAACAAAUGAGGUAGCGGGAAACAAUUUGCUACGGGAUAUCGGUUUUAAAAAAGCAAAAUUUCUCAAGAAUAAAUUUACAAAAGCAAAAACUAAUAUUGUGAAGAAAAUUAAAUCUAAGCAGAAAAAAAUAAAUGCACGGCAUCACGAGCGAAAGAAAGACAAUAGAAAAUUGUCUAGUAAAGCUGACGAAAAAAGAGAAAUAUUUUUGAAUGAGCGUAUUGGGCAUUUAGCAGAAAGAGAUAGGAGUGUAGAAGAAGAGGAAGGAAGUGAUCGAAAAUAUUUUUCUGGAAAAUCAAUUGAUAGAUUGUUUUCAAAGUUUGGUUUAAAACCACAAUUCAAUAAAAAGCCUCAUUUAACUUCAGAUAAAGAUGAUAUUGAGGAUGAGAGUGAGGCUGAACAUUCAUUACUUUCAUUAAAGAAACUGAAAGAUAAUGAAGAUUUCUCAGAUCUUUCUCAUCUGGUAGAUGAUGAUCAUCAGGAUGAUCAUCAGGGUGAACAAUACAGUAAUUUAGCUGAGCACGAAAAUCAUGAGAAAGAGGAUACUGAUGAAACUGAAUACCCAGACCAUAAAACACAUGAGUCUAGACCAAAUCUAAAAGAACAUUCAUUUGCAGAUAACAGUAAAUUUCACAAUAGAGAUCAAGAUGAUGACUCUGCAGAUUCAACUGAGGAUCAAAAAGAAAACUUUGACUCAAAAUAUAAUAAAAUAAACAGUGACGAUGAACAAAAUGAAUUUGAUAAUGAAAACAAAAUAUCUCGUGAGUUUGGAAAUGAAGCACACAAUCAUGGAAGGCAGAAUCAACAUGUUUUACUUCACAAAUCUAAAGAAGAACCACAUGAUCAUGAUGAUGCUUAUGAUAUUAAUGGUAAAAUUCAUAAUCCUAAUAAAAAAAAUCACGCGCGUAGAGAUGAUUCGCUUGAUCAGAAUGAUGAUUUAAAUGUUUGGAAAAAUAUUGUUCAAAUGAACAGCAAGAUAGAACCAAGUGAAGGUAUGGAAACAACAGAUAAUACAUUAGUAGAUUCUGAAGAAUCUGAUGCAGCCGCUCUUACUCCAACAGAUCCUAAAAUUUUAGCUGGGUUUGGUGUCAAUGAUCAACGUUUUGGUGAAACAUGGUUUGAAGGGCAAAAAAAUAUUGAACGUGAGACAUCUAAAGUUAAACAUCAUGAUUUAUCUACAAAAAAAAGUUUUAAAGACGAAUAUUCAGAUGAUAUGAAUGAGCUAGAAUCUUAUGUUAACACUAAUAAUGAAGAAAAUGUUUAUAAUAUCGGGAAUCAUAAACCAAAAAAAAGGCAUCACGGAAAAAACCUUAAUGAAAAAUAUAGGAAAACGGAUUACAGUAAACCAUUUGUCCAACAAAACAAAGGAGUUUUACAUAUGUCAGAUGAUCUUGGAACUAAAAUUGAAGACCAGAACAAAGGAGUUUUACAUAUAUCAGAUGAUCUUGGAACUAAAAUUGAAGACCAAAACAAUGAAAGCAUUAUGAAAAUUAUUUGCAAACAUGCAAAAUGUGAUUACGAACGAGAUAAAAAAAACUUUGACGAGGAAGAUGGUACUCAGUUGAAAAGCUAUGUUCAAGAAGGAGAUGAAAUAGUUGCCCAGAUUGGAAUAGGAAACGAAAACGAUGCUGAGAGUUUCAUGUCGGGAAAAAAAUUAACUGAUGAUUUGUUUUCUCAAGCACGUAUUAAUUCACACCAGGAAACAUCAAAAACUGAUAUCCUUAAAACUCCUGGUUCAUCUAAAAUGAUUUAUUUUUCUCCUGAUAUUGUAGCUCAAGCAACAAAGCUAGAUACUACAGAAUACCAUUUGCCCAUUGAUACUACAGAGCGCCAUUUACCGAGUAAACUCUAUAUUAACAAUAUUAAAAAGACGCCAAAACAAGAAAAAAUAGUUUCUUCACUUAAAGAAACCAAUGAAACAAACAAAAGCAUUCUAAUGGAAGAAAAAAUAAAACAACUUCCAAAAAUUACAGACCGUUUUCUUUAUAUUAGAAAUAAUAAAUCUAAUGUGUCGAGGAAUACUGAAGUUGCUCAAGAGCCAACCAAAACACUACUUGAAGCAAUUAAGAUAAUUCGGAGCAAUCCUUUAUUAAAAGUAUCACGUGUGGAAAUUGUUAAAUCAGAUGGAAACUUAUCAAAACCUAUUCGAAUAGCAACAAUAACUCGUCAUGCUAAAAAGCAACCGGUUUCACCAGCUGUUUCAUCACCAGUUUCACAUGUUGUUUCAUCACAUUUUUCAUCAGCUGUUUCAUCACCAGUUAUACGUGUUGUUUCACCACCUGUUUCAUCUGCUGUUUUAUCACCAGUUUCACGUGUUGUUUUACCACCUGUUUCAUCAGCUGUUUCAUUACCAGUUUCACCUAAUAUUUCAUCAUCUGUUGAUCUUGUAGUUUCAAAGGAAAACAAAACUGAAACAAAUUGUGAUUGUCAACUGUUUAUAAAAAUAAUCAAAACUCCUGGUUGCAUGGAGUUUUGCAAAGAAAAGGUCCUUUAUGAAGAACAAGUUAAACAAUUAAAAAAUGACUCAACUAGUAAAACAAAAAAUAAAGAACUUAAAAGCAGCUUUUCACUUAAUGAUGAAUCGAUAUCACUCAAUAACAUUCAGAAUCAGACAAGAAAAAACAACUCAAAUGAGUUUCUUUUUAAUCAAAAUAUAAACAAUAAAAACAAUGAUGAUAGUAGCAGAUCAUCCUACCUCAAAACUUCUGAAGAAGAUCACAGUAUUAACUAUCGAAUUCAAAAUUUUCCUUCGUCUGAAAGUGAAAACAUUCAUUUAUUGAAUAAAAUAAACGAAAAUAACUUUUCAAUUAAAAAUAUUUCUACAGAAAAAGAGCAACCCUUAAUUUUAGGAAACAAUUUUAAAGAGGAUUUAUCAAGCGAUCGUAUAAACAUAAUCAAAGAAAAAGAAAUUAAUGAUUACGCAAAAUCCAAUAUGGAUUCUAAUGCUACAAGUGUCUUAUACACCUUAAAACCUUUUGUAAAUAAAAAUGGACAACAGCAUGAUGCCAUAUCAUUAUCACCUGAUGUUUUGAUAAAACCUGAUUUUCUUCAAACCAAUCUUCCCAAUAAAGUUAUUAUUUUAAACGACAAAAUUCCAUUAAAUUCUCUGACAAUUUCUCCUAUAGAAUUUGUAAGUCAUGAUACAUUGCCAUCAUACCCUAUUGUUAUCGAUUCUACGUCUGAAAUGGUUCAAGAACUACUAAAAAACUCUCAUCCAAUACCUCCACCACCAUCAAAGUCACAUUUUAAUAUUCAUUCAUUGAAUAAGAUACUUCACAACAAUGGACCUGUUAUUGUGGAAAAUGGAAACUCAAAUUUAAUGGAAGAAGAAAGUGAUAAAAGUUUUUCUGAAAACAUGAAAGAUUCAGAAAAUGAAGACAAGGAAGAAGAGGAUUUGGUGUAUGACGAUAAUGAAGAUAUUGAGGAUCAAGAUAAUAAUCAUGAUAAUGACGAUGAUAAAGAAUAUCAUCAUAACAAUCAUCUUUUAUUAGGAGCUGGUGCAUCUCUUUUGCAUAAAAAUUAUGCAGAAGAACAUGGUUCCGUUAAAACAAUCAUAUCUAACGAAAACGGACAAGAUGAAAAAGCGAAUAAAGAAGAAAACAAUGCUUAUAACAACCAAAACUUUGAAGAAGAAAAACAUUGGUUACCUGAAGCAAUACGCAAUAAUCAAAACUUCAGUGCACAGUCUCAAUGUUUAAAUGGAGGUAUAAAUAUACCAAUUUCUAAAUUUGAAACGCAAUGUAUGUGUCCGCAUCAAUUCUACGGCAAAACAUGCAAAGACUGGAAUUUUUGUUACCCGAACCCUUGUUCAAACGGUGGUCAGUGUCAAAUGAUAUCUGAAAUACCAAAGUUCAAAUGUCACUGCAAAAAAGCAUAUAUAGGACAUACAUGCUCGGAAUUUAACCCUUGUGAUCCGAACCCAUGUAAUAAUCAUGGUACAUGUUCACACGAUGGUAAAACAGCAACUUGUACAUGCACUUCAAGAUUUAAAGGAGAAAACUGUGCAGAAUUGAGUAACUGCUACCCAAACCCAUGUAAAAAUAACGGGCGUUGUGUGGACAUGGAUGGAAAGUUUAAAUGUGAGUGUCAGAAAGGUUUUAUUGGAAAAACUUGUGAAGAAGACGAUGUGUGUGCCAAAAAUGUUUGUCAAAAUGGAGGAUCUUGCAUAGUCAAUGGUACUUCGUAUUCCUGUCAGUGUGCGCAAGGAUUUGUAGGAAAAGUUUGUCAAGAUCGGGUUUGCGUACCAAACCCUUGUAACCAUGGUGGCAUUUGCAUUCAAAGAGAAAAUUCUAUGUUUGCAUGUUUAUGUCCGUCUUGGGCCGCUGGUGUGACUUGCGAAGAUGUAAGUCCAUGUAGAAUGAACCCUUGCAAAAAUGGAGCCAGAUGCAUAGAUGCAAUGUCUGGAUUUCGGUGGACAUUAAAACCUAUGCAAUACUUUUGUGACUGCAAAUCCCCAUUUAAAGGAGCUCAUUGUGAAAUAAACGCCUGUAGUGAAUGCCACGUAGACGCAACAUGUGAUGCAGAUCACUGUACUUGCAACUUGGGUUUCUUGGGUGAUGGAAAAUCAUGUUACAGAGAAAACAAAACAGAAGUAAUGGAAGUAAAACCAUGUCAACCGAACCCGUGUAUGAACGAUGGCGAAUGCCUGGUAAAGCCAGGUCUACUAUACGAGUGUAUCUGUAAACCCCCUUUUGUACCUCCUAAUUGUGCCGAAAUUGAUCCUUGCAAACCUAACCCCUGUGGUAUACACGAAAAGUGCGAGGUUAAAAAUAACAUUAUAAUUUGCAGCUGUGCUGGAAACAUGGUUGACAAAAAAUGCGGAGAUAGUCUGUGCCGAACAAAUGCAUGUUACAACAGAGGUGUUUGCACACCAGCAGGCGAAAAUGCGUUUAUGUGUAUUUGUGAAGGAAAAUGGGGAGGUUCUCGAUGCAGAGAAUGCAACUGCCCAAAAAGCCAGAGCCCGAACAACCCGUCGUCAUGGUGUAAUGCAAGAGGCCAUUGCCAAUGCCCUCCUGGAUUUGUUUUUGAUGAGAGCAACAAUAAAUGCAUGAAAAACAAAGCGCCCUUAGUAAAACAUUACAAAACGUGCGAAUCCAGUCCUUGUUUAAACAGCAUUGUUUGCCUAAAUGACGAAGAAGGUGCUUACACUUGCAUUUGCUUUCCAGAAUGGUACGGUAAAAACUGUCAACACCGUAGAAAGUGUUUAAUAAAUCCUUGUUACAAUGGUGGAACAUGCAUGGAAAAAGAUGGCGUAUUUCUUGGAUGUGUUUGCUUACCCGCAUAUUUACCACCACUAUGCAAAUCAGAAGCACCUACAGCUUGUAACCCUAGCCCAUGUCAAAACAAUGCACUUUGCACACUUCAUCCGAGCGGAGGUUAUGAUUGCAUAUGUUCCCAACGUUAUACUGGACCUCAUUGUACUAUUGAUAGAUGCAGAGAUUGCGAUGUUCAUGCUUAUUGUGAAAAUGGGAAAUGCACUUGUAAAGAUGGAUACGUUGGGUCCGGUUAUGAAUGCGUUUCUAAAGGAUGUCCUACCCAAUGUUUACAUUUUCAGACAUGCAUUGAAAACCAAUGUCAGUGCAUCCCAGGACAUCGACAGAUAGCAAAUAUUUGUAUACCUUUAACUGAACUUCAAAUGAACGAUGAUUUAAAACCAACUCGUGCACAUCCCUUAUCAAAUUACUCUUUGAAAACAACAUUUUCUCAGUUUCUUAUAACUAAACCUGUUAGAAACGAAGUUUACGUUACUAAAAUUAAAAGUAUUCCUUCGGAGUAUCAACAAAUAAAAAUUGAUCCAACUAAGAGCUCCAAUUCAAAAAUGGGUUUUUCAACCAAAAUUAAAACACUCGAACAAUCUUCUUUAUCUUCUUUUAUUAAUAAGAAAGUUAAGCGUCCUCCGGGUAACCCAACUCCAACAUCAAUUCCAGUAUUCAAAAACAAGAAUAAUUUUGAGAAAAUUAGUAGAAAAAAGUAUAAUAACUAUAACAAAGUUUUAAGUAAAUUUAGGGCGUUGUUUCAGAAUCAAGAUGCAAAAACAUCCGCUGAGGUGAAAAAACAAGAAACACUUCUUUCUGCACUUCUUGACAUGCCUUCUUUAAUGGUUCAAGAAAUAGCUGAGGCAAACGAAGAUAAUCACGCAAAUAACAGAGCGCCUGAUAUAGCCGGUUCUUUUAACAACACAUUUAAUAAAGCUACAUUGGAGAUACUCAAGCCGAAGCCUUUUUUAUUAGAUAAUACUUUUAUAGUUAAAAAUAUAAACUCAUCAAAAAAUUCUGACAAAAAAAGCAAAUCAAAAGAAGGAGACUCUUCAAAUCAGGUUUCAGCUUUAUUUAUCGACACAAAACCUUCUGCUCGUUUAGUUGAGAGCAAUACAUCAAACACAUCGUACAGCUUUCAAGAUAUCGAUUCUAAUAGCAAAACUGUGUAUGCAAAUAAAGACUAUAAAAACGAAAAAAGUUUGCUGAUUUCUAGUUUUCUAAAUAAUGAUAAACCAACUAUAAACAAAGAUAAAAAUAGUAUAAAAAAAAGCAAUGAUCGAAUAACAACAAUUGAGAUUGUCUUAGAAAAGGUGAAUACAAAAUCUAAUAAUGAAAACAACCAAUGGGAAAACGAAACUAACCUAAUCUUACAAAAAAAUGAGACAUAUAAAAGUGUUCAAGAAAAAAAUUUUCAACCUACUCCGUUUCCUUUAAUAUUAAGCAAUGUUAACACGUCAAACGAGUCAAAAUUUUACAGCAAUAAAAUACCCACAGUUAACUCACUAGAUGUAAAAAACGAUACAGAAAUUAAAAAAUCCAAAAAUUUGGUUCCAAAAUUUUUAACAGAAAAUUGUAUCAGUGACCCUGGGUGUGUCGAAAAGUUAAUUAAUGUCACUAGUACUAAAGAUUCAGAGGACAAAAACGACGAAGUUGUUUUAGUUGAAGCAAAAAAUGACGGGGAGGAUAUUGAAGAGCUUGGCUUAAAAAAACCCAAUAAGCAUUUUUUAAAAAACGAUGAUGAUAUACCUCAUUCAUCAGGAUUGGAGAGAGUCCAUAAUAUGUUAGAAAACAACAAAGAUGUUUUGCAAGCCACAUUUGUUAAAUCAGAAGAAAAAGCAACCCCAAAUACGAUUCCUUCUGAAUCACCAGUUGAAACAAAUAAACUUAAUUACAGAGAAGAUAAGAAUUUAGUAAAGUUUUUAAGUCUUGUUGAAAAGCGUUUGAAGUUAAAACCUUAUUAUAAAAACCAUGUAUAUCAACCAAUUAUUCCACCUUGGAUCAAAGUAGACGAAGAAAAGCCACGAAUAGUUUUUCUGGAAGGUACCGAUACCAAUAUUACUGAAAUGAGAGGAAUAUUAAAACAUCAUAUCUUAAGUUACAAUAAAAAGAAAAAUUUUGCAAAAUUAGGAAAUAAAAAGGACGACUUGAAUAAUUUAAUACCUUUAUUUGAUAUACUUUCAUUAAAUAAUCAAAAAAAUCAACUUAAUUCUCAAUAUCAUCAAGACUCAGAUAAUAAUCAAGAAUAUAAACCGUCAAGUUACUAUGGUGAAGGUGAGGAUAUUUAUAAAGAAAUAAAAAAACAGAAAAAUAAAAAGAAAAAACUUAAAACAUAUCAAAUAUACAUUUAGUUUGACUUCAAAAAUAGCAUUUAUACUGCAAUGUAACUUUUUAUUUUUUC
Molecule: messenger RNA, 8723 nt
Organism: Hydra vulgaris (swiftwater hydra)
Lineage: Eukaryota; Metazoa; Cnidaria; Hydrozoa; Anthoathecata; Hydridae
Biological process (GO): heterophilic cell-cell adhesion; establishment or maintenance of epithelial cell apical/basal polarity
Cellular component (GO): protein-containing complex; plasma membrane
Molecular function (GO): calcium ion binding
Source: RefSeq, a predicted model, not a curated record